CGCAUUACGUACAAUGAAUUGCCGCGCACUAAACAGCAAACACGCGGGUAAUCUGUCCUUUAUUUUUUUCUUUUGUAAUGAUUGUACUUAGUGACACCGUAAGAAAUUAUUUGUCAAUUGUUUAUUUUUCUAUUUUUUUAUAAGCUUGCUACAAUAUUAUCCCUCCAGAGCUGUUACAAUGAUGUCCGAGGAUGAUUCAUCUGAUGAAUUUCAACCAUCAAAGAUAGUAAUAUCUAAAACAUCAAAAUUUUUCUCAACAACUAAUGAAGCACCUCCAACUUUUGUUCUACAAUUUCCUAACCAUAAUUUAGAAGUAUCCUCAGAUGAAGCGAGUUUAGACUCUAGCCUGUCUCCUAACAAACGCAGUGCACUACUUUCAGAAGGAGAAAAUGACGAUAAAUCAGAGAAUAAAUCAAAUUUACCACUAUCACUCCAAGGAUCAUCAGGAAUGUUUCAGUGGCAGCCAAAUAAGAAGACCCAGGCGUCACUCCAUAAAUUUUUAAAGAAACGAAAUAUAAGUCCGCUGGAAAGAGAAUCCAAAAGACAGAAUACCAAUGGGAAUGACGAGGAACUUAUGACUGACGAUGAAGAUGAUGAUAAGGGUAAAACGAGAAUACCAAGGUUACCAGUCCAAUCUGGUCAUUCUGUGAUGAUUGCUGGGGUUGACGUCAAGUUCCCAUUGAAGCCUUACUCUUCACAGAUUGCAGUGAUGAAUGCUCUAAUUCGGGGUUGUUCUAAAGAAGAACAUGCGUUGCUGGAGAGUCCAACAGGCAGUGGAAAAACUUUAGCAUUACUCUGUGGAGCUCUGGCGUGGCAGGAACACUAUGCUCGUCAAUACAAAACGCAGUUUCAAGAGUGGAUUAACCAGCAAUGCAAUACAGAGUUCAACGAUGUAGAUAUGGAGUUAGAAGAACUUCCGGAGAAAAACAAAAUUAAUGAUAAAGAUAAAGUUAAAGCACCUGUUGAAGAACCUAAAAAAGUCCCUAAAAUUUAUUACGGAUCAAGAACUCACCGGCAGAUUUCUCAAGUGAUAAAGGAACUUCGAAGGACUACAUAUUCAAACGCUAAAAUGACAAUAUUAAGCAGCAGAGAAUUCACAUGCAUCCAGAGCUCGAAUAGAAACAAGACUGAGCUGUGCAAUGAUUUAUUAGACCCAAUUAAGAAGCAGGGAUGUCCGUUUUAUAAUGAAUCAAAUAAACGUGUCUUAUCAACUUACAAAAGUUUAGACAGAUCCUCGCUACCACAACCCUGGGAUAUUGAAGAGUUGGUGGAAGUAGGAAAAGAAUAUGGCUGCUGUCCGUAUUUUGCAGCGAGAAAUCUUCUGCCAGAAGCUGAUAUUAUUUUUUGUCCGUACAAUUAUUUAGUUGAUCCGAAUAUUCGAAAGAGUAUGCAAAUUUCGCUGAAAGAUGAAAUAGUUAUAUUGGAUGAAGCUCAUAAUAUUGAAGACAUUUGCCGAGACAGUGCCAGCGAUACAUUUAGAGUUGAUGAAUUGAUAGAAGUUAUUAAAGAGUGUGAGCAUUUGAUAACGAACGUUGCAAAGGAUAAAAUUCCUCAGUAUGCGCCUGCGAUUAAAACUUAUUUAGAAACUUUCAAUCAAUUCAUUGAAAUUACUGAUCUCAAGUGUAAGGACGGUAAAAGUGAUCAAUUGACAAGUAAAUUUUGGAGUAGCCGAGAGCUUUUGGAGUUAAUGAGUGUCAAUAAAUUAGAAAGACAAACUCAUUACCAAUACAAAAAAGCUGCUUUGGAAGCCAUUGAAAAACACAAUGAAGCAAAAGAAAAAUCACGUGAGCAACCUAACCCACACGCAGAUCCUAAAAAGCUAGUUUCAGAUCCUACAAUAUCGCCCAAUACUGUUCGUGUUCUCGAGAGACUUAAUUUAGCCAUCGAUAUGCUGACAUCAGACCAGUAUUCAUCCGAUUUCCGAGCACUAAUAAGAGAAGUUCCGGAAAGAUUUUGUCAAAAAAUAAUAACAAGAUCGCCAAGUGCCAGUCAAAAACCUCGAAAUCAGCGAAUUCGAAUGCUCGAUUUAUUGUGUAUGAACCCAGCAGUAGUAUUUUCUCCACUAGCUAAUUCAGUUCGAUCAAUAAUCCUAGCAUCUGGUACAUUAUCACCGACAUCUUCAUUCUCCAGUGAAUUGAACACUAAAUUUCCGCACAUGCUCCACGCAAAUCAUGUAAUACCUAAAGAGCAAGUUUUCGUAAAAGCUAUUGGUCAAGGGCCAAAUAAUGUUGCUCUUCGCGCAACUUACGCGAAUGUUAACACGUGGAGAUUUCAAGAUGAGCUGGGACAAGUACUUCUCGAUGUAUGCCAAACAGUGCCUUUUGGAGUUUUAUGUUUUUUCUCGUCAUACACAGCAAUGAAAACGUUGACAGAUAGAUGGUGGCAAAACGGCGUAAUGACUAAGUUACAUCAGUGCAAACGCAUCCUGGAAGAACCGCGUGUCAGUAAAGAUUUAUCAGAAGUGAUGCGCGAGUAUCGUUCAAUAAUCAGACAGUGUGAAGAAGGUACUAUAGAAGACAGCAGGAUAACCGGUGUAAUUCUUUUCGCAGUCUUUCGCGGUAAAGUUGCCGAAGGAAUUGACUUUAGUGAUAACGAAGCACGCUGUGUAAUCACCAUUGGGAUCCCUUACGCCGUGAGAAAUGAUCCAGCGGUUGAACUCAAGCUUGCUUACAAUGAUUUUCACACCAAGGAAAGAAAAUUACUCCGCGGAACUGAAUGGUACGCUGUUCAAGCUUUCCGAGCUCUGAAUCAAGCUCUUGGAAGGUGCAUCAGGCAUAAAGGCGAUUGGGGCGCCAUAUUAUUAAUCGAUGACAGAUUUCUGUUAUCUCAAAAUCAAAGCUAUCUUCCUAAUUGGGUCAAGUCUAUGUGGAACAAUCGUUCUAAAGACUAUAAUCUCCGUGAAAACCUAAAACAGUUCGUCAGUCAAAGGACUAAGGCUGAUAAUGAACGUAAGAUGUUAGCAGAUUAAGUAAAAAAAAGAUUUAUUUAGUAACUUAUGCUCAUUUUAGCAUUAAUAUAAUAAUAACUUCUUUUCUAUACAAUAAUGUCUGGUAAAAUAUUCUGUUUUUGUUUAUUUUUUUAUUAUUAAUGUAUAUAUUGAUAUAAACGUUUACAAUUAUGAUGUUGAGUUAAGUGUAUCGCGUUUUUCAAUCAUCCGUAAUUGUUUUUUCUUCAUCCUCUUAAUCUUCGCAGUAUUUUUUAUCUGUUAAAAUAAAAUAAUAUAUUAGGUUACUAUUUAGUAAAAAAAAAUAAUGUCAUAAUUUAUAAUUGUUAAACAUUUUUUUUAUACUUACUACUUGGACAAUUUCACUUUUUUUGGCAUUUUCUUCUGCUCGUUUGAGAUUUUCUCGUCUUCGUUCCUUCUUAGCUUCUUUCUCUACUUGAAAUUGUUCUUUUAUUGCGCGUGAUUGUUCUUUAACACGUUUCAAUUCUUCCCUUAAUUUUUCUUUUUUCUCAAACGGCAUUCGUAGACCCUUAGAUUUUAUUAUAGAAGAAAAUCUGACGAACAAAAAAAUUGUCAUAAGUGAUU
This is a messenger RNA of Cotesia glomerata, 3529 nucleotides long. RefSeq names its product Fanconi anemia group J protein-like. Gene Ontology annotation, biological process: nucleotide-excision repair; double-strand break repair involved in meiotic recombination. Gene Ontology annotation, molecular function: hydrolase activity, acting on acid anhydrides, in phosphorus-containing anhydrides; ATP binding; DNA helicase activity. The record is from RefSeq and is a predicted model, not a curated record. The transcript is spliced from 8 exons. Gene Ontology annotation, cellular component: nucleus. The coding region runs from base 179 to 2968 and encodes 929 amino acids. Lineage: Eukaryota; Metazoa; Arthropoda; Insecta; Hymenoptera; Braconidae.